Molecule: messenger RNA, 5365 nt
Organism: Polistes canadensis
Lineage: Eukaryota; Metazoa; Arthropoda; Insecta; Hymenoptera; Vespidae
Gene: stac
Product: extended synaptotagmin-2-B
Exons: 20
Coding region: 975-4580 (1201 amino acids)
Molecular function (GO): lipid binding
Source: RefSeq, a predicted model, not a curated record
UCCUUCGUGAAGGAACGUGCUAUACAUACUCGUACCUAACGCGAACUUCCAAUAUUUCCCGCCAAAUUUAUCGGUACCACGUGUUCUCCAAAAAAUCAUUGAUUAACAAACUCGUGCAUCAAAACGUUCGUCUAAUUUUUAUCAUCUCGUAUUUACGAUAGUCUUCAACCACGUUUUCUUUUUUUUUUUUUUCCAUUGUACAAAUAAAAAGGAAGGAUUAUAAAAUUUGGAUUUAUUUUUAGAAAAUAACUAACACGAAAGUCGUUUAAUUCGUCAUUAAUUUUGUAUGUUAAUAUUGUUUCCUAUGACUUAUAAAAUAAUUCAUUGGUAACAUAUGGAAAUGCAAAUAACGUUUUUUAACAUUAGUACAAGUAUAAAUAAAAAUUAGCACGUAUCAUUUAAAUACACAAUCUAGUCAUUAAUAAAAAAAAUGCGUAUUCAUUGUUAGAAUAAUCGUUACUAACCGAGAUGCAGAGUUUUCAAUAUAUUAAUACAAAAAUAUCUCGAGGAAAGUAUCAUUUUUACAUGCAUAAAACAAUAACUAUAAAUAAUAUUCGAUGGUGAUCGCGAUUUAAUAAAGUUAAAAGUUUAUUAUAUCGAUCGAUUUUAAUAUCUUUCUAAACGAUUAUAGAAUUAUAGAAUCUUUCGCGAUAAACGUCGUACAACUUUCUUUCCCAUAAUCGAACGCUUUCUAUUCAAAUUGGACGCGUACAAAAUCGUUUGUUCUACAUAUGCACGCACGCAUAUAGAUAUACGUAGUUUUCGUAUAAGGAAAAUAAAAAGAAAAGAAGAAGAAAAAAAAAGGGGGAAAAAGAAAAAGGUGUCGACAAUGAAGGAUCGAUAUUUAAGGUGUAACCUGUUUCUUAAGUUUACCGAUCGAUAAACCUCAUAACUAUUAUGGCGAGAAAUACGGAGAGAGUGACCAGGUGAAACGGGAAAAGUUUAGCUGGUAAAGAAAAGGAAAAAAGAAAAUAAUGCAACUACUUUCAACCUUCAUGGCGAGGCAUCUCAAGCGAGGAGCAUCCCUGAAAAAAGGGAAGCGCGAAGUCGUUGGAGGCGGAAGUCCUGUCAAAACUUCGUCAGCUUCCGGAAUAGCUUCGAACAAAUCCCUGAACGGUGUAUCUGCAUGUGGUAUUGCAGGAGGAUCUGCCAAUAUGACACUCAACGAUCCGGCACCCGACGAAGAGUUUGCAUUAGCCAUCGCACAAAAAACUCAGAGGGAUGCAGAAGCAAUACGCGGUGCCCUGUACCUUGGAUUGGCCCUUACAAUCGCCUGGAUAAUCGGAGCAGCUGGUUUAUCCUUAGCCUGGUUAGUUCUAGUUCUGGCAUUAGUUGGUACAAUCGUUAAGGCGAGAAUCUCGCGACUACUUCAAACAGCUCUUCAUAACGAAUUGGCCAGGUUAAGAAGAAGACGAGCCUUGUACAAAGAUGAAACAGCUGAGUGGCUUAGUUUAUUACUCAACAAAUGGUGGAGAUUUAGCGCAGCGAGUAUAUUUUCUUUAGCAAAGGAACGGUUGGAACCAUUAUUGAACGAAGCAAAACCUGGAAUAUUAGGACCAUUGGAGUUACGUGAACUAACUCUUGGGGAGCAAACACCAUACGUAACACGUGUGAGGACACUGGAUUAUAGUUGCGAGGAUGAAACGUUGGAUGGUCAUUCAGGAGAGAGAAAACUAUCAAUCGAGGCCGAUGUACGAUUGGACUGCGAGCAAUUUCGUAUGCUCAUAGCGUCCCGUCUCUUCGGGAAGGGCAGCGUCGGGAUGGACGUCGAUAUGGCCGUGGAAAAGUUGUCCCUAUCCGGUACAAUUCUCGCUACUCUGACCCUGAAUUCUCUGGCACCGUUUCCACACGCGACCAGCCUUAGCGUGAGCUUCUUGGAGAAACCGGAUGUUUGGUUCAGCGUGAGAAUCCUACGAGCCGUGCAGAUGAUGGAGAUGCCAUUAAUUAAGACCUGGAUUCAUGCUGUUGUUACCGAUGCUUUGGCCAGUUGGUUAGUUGAUCCGGGUCAUUUGGAAUUAAAUUUAAGAGCACAGGAAAGACCUGGUCCAGGAUUGGAUUCAUUGUCUAAUUCGAUACCCCAAGGUGUACUAACUGUUGUAUUGAGUCAAAAUUGUUUAGCACCUAUCAUUGGGGAUGAAGUUAGGUGGUUGGUCGUUACGAUAGGUGAUCAACGACGUGUCACGUCACAUUUGAGUCCAACUUGGACCGAAGAUGUUUCCUUUCUUGUUGGAUCAUUGGAGAACGAAAGGAUUACCAUCAAAUUGAAAACUAAAAGGCUCGUCAGUACCAUCACGUUAGCGCAAUAUGAAUUGGCAUUGGGUGUCUACAAUUGGGAAAAUUCUCAAGUCGUUGAAACCGUAUUACAACAAAAGAAACCAUCACGCAGCAGUUCUAACAUUCCAAAUAUCAACGCUCGAUUAGAAUAUACACCCAUACCUAAUUUGGAUCCGAAUUUGCCCCGACCUGAAUUAACCGAGGACAUGUUACACAAUGCAGUGCCACGAAAGUAUUUCUCUCGAGCACAGAAAUCAGGUGUCCUUGUGGUUUACAUACAUUCAUCAGAGAAUCUCAACUGUGAUAAUUCACAAUGUAAUCCUUACUGUAUGUUGUUCAAUAAUCGAAAAAAGGUGAAAACAACACAUUAUAUCCGUAAUACUAUCUCUCCACAUUGGGAAUGUAGAGCACAAUUUCUCGUACAGGAUUAUACUCAAGUUUGUUUAAGCUUCGUUAUAUAUUCUUGGAAUAUUUUAAAGGCCUGUGAUUCGGAUAUGCUCGGACUCGCGAUGAUGUCGUUGUCACAGGAAUCAACGUGGGUACUUAGAAAAGAAUUAACGUUGAACGGUACAAACAGUGUGUCCACCAUGACGGUUUCCGUAUUAUUUUAUCCUGUAAAGAGUGUACAACAAGUAGUUACCAGUCGAAGAAGCAGCAUGGUUCCCGUAGGCUCGGAUGACGAACCAAAAUCAAAGAGAAACAGUUUACCCUGGAUGCAACAAGCUAAAUUAUUAUUAACUCACAAAGACGUCGACCCUGCAUCUUCCGAUAUAUCGAGUCUUCUGUCCACUGGAAGCGGCUUAAUGGAAGUUACUUUGUUACGUGCUAAAGAUUUGGUUGCGAAAGAUUUAAAUGGCUUUAGUGAUCCCUUCUGCGAGCUCAAAUUAAAUAACGAAACUAAGUACAAAAGUAGUAUAAAAAAGAAAACUUUGAAUCCGUGUUGGGAUGAGAGUUCGAUCAUGGGUCUACCUCGGUCAGGAGAAAGUUUAGAUAUUGUCUUAUGGGAUCAUGAUACUUUCGGUAUGAAAGAUUAUUUAGGUAAAGUAUCAUUGACUCUUGAAGACAUAAGAAAACUUUCAAACAGCGAUCAGUCUCAUUGGUUCACGUUAAAGGGAACCAAAACGGGAUCUGUCGAGUUGAAAAUAAAAGUUCUCUCCGAGGAAUGCGAGACCCAAAGUACAUACGCAGCCAGUAACGCGAGUGAAGGUUCUUCUCGGUAUAAUAUCGAAACCGAAUCAAUAUCCAAUAUCAUAAGAAGACCAUCUAUGGAAAAAUCUAAGAUGAAGUUACAUCUGGAUCCAGUCAUCCCACCUCCGCCCCCUCCUCGUACUGUUACUUUAAUAAAACCAACGACGUCCAAUCAAUCUGACAAGACCAGUACGACAAGUAAAGAUUCGGUCGAAAUAAAUGGCACUCAAAAUUCAUGGAUUCCACGAGUUGCUGACGAAUCGAUCACCGAUGUUGUAGUCGACGAAGCUGAUGCACCAAAAAUUCGAGAAAGACGAUCAUCUCAUCACAGUCUAACACCAAGUCCCGAACAAAACUUUGGCAAGAAGUUACCGCAAUACAACAGUUUUCGUGUUAUGAAGCAAAAGGUGAAGAGAGGAUUGAAACUCCGCAGAUUUCGUUCGGAAGUUAACAUCGAGGAUAAUAAAAACGAAAGCAAGGGUAUUACUUUGAGUUUAGAACCAAGAGGUGGGGGUGAAGCCGAUGCUACGGAAUUGUUACAAGGUGCUGGUUUGGCACAUGCUGUUUCGCAACCUGAUAUGCUUGGUAGAAUAAGACAGCCUAGUCCACGUUUACGACUAAGACCAAAUGAAUUGAAAAUUGUUAAUGGAACAAGAGAAAGGUAUUCAGGAGUGGAAGGAAAAGUUUUACAAGCUCAGGGACUUCACGUUGCUCACAUAGCACAGUUAUAUUGCCGAGUUAAAUUUCAAACAUGCAACAGUCCAGACAAAAUGUCAUCUUCUGCUAACGCCGGUAAAACAAUAGCAAAGUCAAGAUUAUUACCGGCAAUGCCAAAUCCACAAUUCAGUAUAGAUUUUCAUAUAGAAAGCGACAGUAUUCCGAGACAAGCGUUGCUGAUAUUUGAAAUUAGGGGUGCCAGUAAAGAAUUAUUGGCUAGUCGACGUAUCACGUUACAUGAAUUAUUAGUAUCAGCAGCAAGCAAUGAAGUGCAUACCUGGCUGGCCUUGAACAACGGAGCUUCGUUAGAAAUACAAAUUGCACAUGGAAAGGAAUUAAAAAAUAAGUCAUCGAAAAAGUUAUUUCGUUCUUGGUCCGUUCAUCGAAUAGGAAAAAUAUGAGGGUUAGCCAAGGUCAGAAAUAUCUGACAGCGUUUUCAUUGAAAUUCGAUCAAUUUUUUUUUUCGUUUAUCUCUAAUAAAAAUCGAUUGGCUAUCGAUAUAUCGACCAAUAUUUCCCGAAGGAAAAGGAAACAAUUAUUCUAUAAUCAAUCAAAGACAGUACAACAUUUAAUUAAAUAAUAUAUUUCUAUUCUUAAUUCUAUCAGAAGAAUCUUUUAUUAAGAAUUUUAUCAAAGAAAGCAUUUCAAAUAUUUCUCAUUGUAAUAUCUCGUUUGUAUUAUAUAAUAUACGUAUAAAUGUUAAUAAUAUACGUUAAAUUAUAAAAAAAAAGAAAAUAUAUCGGAGUUCUAAACUCCAGUCUCUGUCGCUACGUUUAAAAAUUUUCAAACUAAUCAUAAUAUAUAUAUAUACUACAGAGAAUGUAAUUUAAUAUUAUACUAAUAAGGAUGAGACAUCCCUACUUCCGAAAUGAAAUAUAAAUCAUAUUUUAUAAAUAAAUCCUAUAUUGUUAUAUUUAUCAGUUAGCGUCGAUCCAUUCUUUAUUCACGAUAAAAAUAUAAUAAUUUACUUAGAAUGAAAAAGAAAAAAUAAUAAAAUAAAAUCAUUACAAAGACAAUUAAAAUUAACAAUAAAUAAAAUAUUUAUAAGAAAUCAAACGUUGCAUCGUAUUUCGAUUAAAUAAAACAAAUUUUCAAUCUUAUAAUUUAAAUAAAAAAUAAAAAAUGAAAGUAAGCAAAAAUGUGAAAAAUAUAAGUGGAUUAAUAAAUAAAAAAAAAAAAGAUUUAA